Messenger RNA from Physeter macrocephalus (sperm whale), 3474 nucleotides. RefSeq names its product centrosomal protein 78 (gene CEP78). Gene Ontology annotation, cellular component: centrosome. The record is from RefSeq and is a predicted model, not a curated record. Gene Ontology annotation, molecular function: protein binding. The transcript is spliced from 17 exons. Lineage: Eukaryota; Metazoa; Chordata; Mammalia; Artiodactyla; Physeteridae.
CGAUGAGGCUGGCGCCAACUGCCGGCUCUGCGGCGCGGGAGGCGGCGCGGGAGCGUGGCAUCGAGGGGCCGGCCUAGCUGGGGCCCGUGGCCCUCCGUCUUCUGGCUGGUACGCAGGUCCUGCGCACGCUGCGUGGCCGCAGCCGCCGGGUGUUGGGCGCCGGAGGGGCCGGGAGGCGAGCCGGGGUCCCCAGGCGGGUGUGGGCACCGUUCCCGCAGCCGGUGUCCCCCGAGGCCGCGCUGGGGCCAUGAUGCACUCGGUGAAGCUGCGCCGCGACAGCGCGGCCGACUUCGUCUCGCACUAUGAGUACCUGUGCGCGUUGCAGGACUCGGUGCCUGUGCCCGCCGUGCGCGCUUCCCUGCGGGAGGGCGUGCUGGACUUCAACGCAGACCGCCUCCGCGGGGUGGACUGGGCGCCGCUCCUGAGCACCCUCAAGAUUAAUAAAGAUCUGCCCCUGAUCUGUAUCAAGAGCCUCUUCCAGCCAUGGCUUGGCGAGACAGAGCACAGAGUCUUGGAAGGGAAAGUUAAGAGUAGGCUUCUUGGAGGAGGAUCUGGGGUUCACACCAUCUGUUAUCGCUUCUGCAAGGACAGUUCAGCUCAUCCCCUGGGAUUGAAUAAAUCGGCCACUUUGGUGCACCUGUGUCUUGCGAAUUGUCCAAUUGGAGAUGGAGGUUUAGAAAUUAUUUGUCAAGGUAUAAAGAACUCUAUCACUCUUAAGACAGUAAACUUCACGGGGUGUAAUCUGACAUGGCAGGGAGCAGAUCACAUGGCCAAGAUCUUAAAGUAUCAGACUAUUAGAAGGCAUGAAGAAACCUGGGCUGAGAGCCUUCGUUACAGGAGACCUGAUCUUGACUGUAUGGCUGGUUUGAGGCGCAUCACUCUGAACUGCAACAUGCUCAUUGGUGACCUGGGUGCAAGUGCUUUUGCAGAAUCUCUUAGUGAGGAUUUAUGGCUUAGAGCACUUGACCUGCAGCAGUGUGGCCUCACCAGUGAAGGAGCAAAGGCUUUACUAAAGGCCCUUGAAACCAACAGAACUCUGGUCGUUUUGGAUAUAAGAAAAAAUCCACUUGUUGAUCAUUCUGUGAUGAAAUCGGUUAUCAAAAAAGUUCUCCAGAAUGGAAGGAGUGCCAAGUCAGAGUACCAGUGGAUAACUUCUCCAUCUGUGAAGGAACCAUCCAAAGCUGCUAGACAGAAGAAGAGAACUAUAAUUUUGGGAAGUGGUCGAAAAGGAAAAGCUACUAUUAGAAUUGGCUUGGCCUCAAAGAAACCUGUAAGUAAUGGAAGGAAACACUCUGCUGGUAAGGAAUGUUAUGCUCCUGAACCUCUACCACCUGGUGUGUCUGGUUUCCUGCCGUGGCGUACUGCAGAACGUGCAAAAAGGAACAGGGGUUUUCCAUUCAUCAAAGCUCGUGAUGUAUGUAAUCAGUUGCAGCAAUCAGAAUUUCCUGUGACUGUGACAGUAGAGAGUCCUUCCUCCUCAGAAAUCGAAGAGGUCGAUGAUUCCUCAGAAAGUAUUCAGGAAGAGCCAGAGAAAAUCAAUUUGAAACAAGAAGCAUUGCAGGAAAAACUGGAGGAGUGCCUAAAGCAGUUAAAGGAGGAAAGAGUAAUAAGACUUAAGGCUGAUAAACGAGUCAGUGAGCUGGAACAUGAAAACGCCCAGUUAAGAAAUAUAAAUUUCUCUUUGUCUGAAGCCCUUCAUGCACACUCAUUGACAAGCAUGAUCCUGGAUGAUGAAGGUGUUUUGGGCAGCAUUGAGAAUUGUUUUCUCUCUUUGCAACUAUAAUGGUAGUUUGCUGAGGAACUGGAGCAGUUUUCAUCGCUUCCAUGGGCAUAUUUAGCCAAAUUUAGUGUAAUUAUAGAUUUUCAUUUACUAGGUCGUCCCCAGAUGAAUUCUACUGUUAGUAGUUCACCUAAAGAAGAAAAGAAGGCACUUGAAGAAGAAAAAUCAGAAUCAAAGCAGGGUGCCCCAGGACAAAUGCAAAAUAUCCAAGUUUCUCUCUGUAUGCAGUCAGCUUACAAUGAAGGAACACUAAUGAAGUUUCAGAAAAUUACAGGUGAUGCUGGGAUUCCUUUGCCUCUCGACUCCUUCCAUGUCCCAGUCUCUAGUCAGGAGGCCUUAGAAACUUCCAAAGACAACCCGGGGGUCCCAGUCACAGAGCAGCGGCAGGAGUCUUUGGAAGAUUUCAUUGCUAGAACAUGUUCUCCUUCAGCGGACAUCAUUUCUGGGACUGGAAGUCAAAGAAGAGAAGAGGAGUUAUCUAGAAAUAGCAGGUCUUCUUCAGAGAAAAUGAGCAAAGCAGGUGAAUAUACCAAAAAAUACUCUGCUAAGAAACAACCUGGGAAGGACCUGCAUUCCUGCUCUGACUCACCUGUAAAGCAGAAAAGCAAAGGAAUUGGGCAAAAUAAUUCUUUGCUUAAUGAACCAAUUAGAAGUGAGUCUUCGAAAAAACACAUUUCUGUUAAGAAAGAGAGUAGAAUAGUGACUGUUUCAUCAAAGACAACUAAAAGUAAACUCAGUCUACUAGAACAUUCUGAAAGUGAUACUCUUGGAUCUGAUUUUGAAUUUCAAGAAAGCAUCCAUACUCUAUCACGCCUAACAUAAGUCUAGAUCUUUUAAAAUUAUGUUUUUGCCUUCAAAUUUUAAUAAAUUACUUAUGUUUUUAGUAUAGCAUAUGGUGUUUUAAAAUACUUGACUGGAAGCCAUUAGAGAAAGAUUUAUCUAUACUUUUUUAUUAUAAUGAAAGUUUUGGUAUAUUUUUCCUUGUGACAGUUUGCACCAUUCUUCAACUAGUGUUUACUGAGGGCUUCAUAUGUACAGUACUUUUCUGGGUGCUAUUGCUUUCAGCAGUGAACAAAAAAAAGCCUUUACUCUCCUGGAACUAACACUCUGGUGGGAGAAAACAUAAACAACAAAGCAGGGUAACGGGUAAAAAGAGAUGGGAAUAAUAAAUGGAAUAGUUUUACCAUUUGGUUAAAUGUCAAGCUAUUAUAAAUCACAUGGCCAGAAGCCAUUGACAUAUUUUAAUUCACAAUAACCAGAGAGCAUCAAACAUUUACCAAGGCACUUAACCGUGUUUAUGGAUUACAGCAACGCUAUGAGGUUGGGAACUGUUACCAUCCCCAUUUUAUAGAUGAGGAGUCUGCGGAGACAUUAUGUGAGUUGCCCAGAAUUACACAGCUGUAAGUAAGUGGGAAGCUGGGAUGUGACCAGAACCCAUGCUCUUUUUUUUGAAUGUAUGGACUUUAUUAUGUUUCAUUUGUUUCUGAUUUAUGUGAUUUUUUUUUUAAAGAUUUUUUUUUAUGUCGACCAUUUUUAAAGUCUUUAUUGAAUUUGUUACAGUAUUGCUUCUGUUUUAUGUUUUGGUUUUUUGGCCGCAAGGCAUGUGGGAUCUUAGCUCCCCGACCAGGGAAUGAACCCUCACCCCCUGCAUUGGAAGGUGAAGUCUUAACCACUGGACCACCAGGGAGGUCCCC